AUGUCUCAAUUUGAAAGGAAGGUCAUCACCCCCGGCAACGGGGUCGAUUAUCCCCAGACCGGCGACCAAGUCACGAUAGAGUACACUGGUUGGCUCUUCGACCCCUCGAAAGCCGCAAAUGGGUUCAAGGGCACACAGUUCGAUUCUUCCGUCGGUCGUGGAGACUUCCAGACCCAGAUCGGGGUCGGUAGGGUCAUCCCAGGUUGGGACGUGGGUGUGAAACAAAUGUCUUUGGGAGAGAAGAGCACUUUGAUCAUUCCGGGGAAUAUGGCAUAUGGAGAACGGUUAGUGCUUUACAACUUGUCGCAGAAAAUAAUCGUCGAUCCUACCGAUGCCAUGUCCCGGCAUCCGCCAGUCACGGUGCUGCAAUCAUUGUUCAGUGCGAACUGA
This is a messenger RNA of Capronia epimyces CBS 606.96, 390 nucleotides long. Its product is annotated as peptidylprolyl isomerase. Gene Ontology annotation, molecular function: peptidyl-prolyl cis-trans isomerase activity. The coding region runs from base 1 to 390 and encodes 129 amino acids. The transcript has 4 exons. Lineage: Eukaryota; Fungi; Ascomycota; Eurotiomycetes; Chaetothyriales; Herpotrichiellaceae. The record is from RefSeq and is a predicted model, not a curated record.